ACCAGGAAGCCGCGCUCGGCAGCGGCAGACAGUGGGAAGCAGCUGGCCGGAGCGGCAGUCGUACCCGCCUAGCCGUCCCCGCUAUGGGCUCCCCGCAGCGCCCGCCGCUCGCCCAUGUCUUCAGGGGCACCUUCGUGCACUCCCGCCUCGACGUGCCCAUGGAGAUCCUGCACGGCCGCCUGCUUGGGGUUGACGACGGCGGCACGAUUGUGUUUCUGGAGCAAGCAGAUCAGCAGGAGCAACUGGCCAAGAAGUGGGGAUUCAAAACGUCUGACAUAAGAGAACUGACUCAUCACGAAUUCCUCAUGCCGGGAUUGGUUGAUACCCACAUUCAUGCCCCUCAGUACUUAUUUGCUGGUACAAGAGUAGAUCUACCUCUUUUGCAGUGGUUGACUACUUACACAUUCCCAACAGAGGCAAAAUACAAAGACAGUGAUUUUGCAGAAGAAGUGUACACCAGAGUUGUUAGACGAACUCUGAAGAAUGGCACCACUACAGCUUGCUACUUUGCAACAAUUUACACAGAUACUUCUCUUCUUCUGGCUGACAUCAUAGAUAAAUUUGGGCAAAGAGCAUUUGUUGGCAAGGUCUGUAUGGAUAUAAAUGAUGCUGUGCCACAUUACAAAGAGACUACAGCUGAUUCUGUCCAAGAGAUGGAAAGGUUUGUUAGAGAACUACUGGAAAGACAAUAUCCAAGGGUACUGCCCAUAAUAACCCCCCGCUUUGGCCCUUCCUGCACAGAAGAUUUGCUGCAUGCGCUUGGUGACUUCGCACAAACUCAUGAUCUCCAUGUGCAGAGUCACAUAAGUGAGACUGAAGAAGAACUCAAAGUUGUGGAGAACAUGUUUCCUGCCUAUCAGAGUUACACUGAUUUGUAUGAUAAAAACAAGCUGCUUACCAGCAAGACAGUGAUGGCUCAUGCCUGUCAUCUUUCUGAAGAAGAGCUGGGACUUUUUAAUCUUCGUGGAGCUGCAGUUGCACAUUGCCCCAGUUCUAACUUUUCGUUGCACAGUGGCAUCUUAAAUGUAAAAAAUGUUUUGAAGCACAAUGUGAAGGUUGGCCUUGGCACAGAUGUUGCUGGUGGAUAUUCAGCUUCUAUGCUUGAUGCUAUCAGAAAAACGGUGAUAGCAUCUAACGCCCUUAAAAUUAAUAAAGUGAGUGACGCAGAACUAACUCUUAAAGAAGCUUUUCGACUAGCAACUCUAGGAGGAAGCCAAGCUCUAGGACUGGAUGAUGUGAUUGGGAACUUCGAGGUUGGCAAAGAAUUUGAUGCACUGCUGAUCAACACUAAGGCCUCAGACAGCCCUUUUGACUUGUUCUCUGCUGAUACUUUCGAGGAUUAUCUCCAGAAGUUUCUCUAUCUAGGUGAUGACCGGAAUAUUUCUGAAGUGUACGUGGCUGGGAAGCAAGUGGUUCCUUUUUCAAGUUCAGUAUAAAUCCAUUUCCCUUCUGCAAAAUGUUCUGCUGAUUACUCUGUAUCUGAUUUGGAAAAUAUUUGUUUAAAACAGUGCCUGAUUAUUUGGAAUGACACCUCAUUUCUGUUUUAAAUCUUGCAAAUUUGAAAAAUUCUGUUAGACCUUUCAGGAAUUAUGUGACCUGUGUUCUGUCACAGUUCUAAAAGGAAACAAACUUCUAAAUUUGCCUGCAAAAAUGACAUGUGCAUUGACGAAGAAAUCUGGUAAGUUUCUUACUUAAAUAAACAAUUGGUGUUUCUUUCAGUAAUACCACAGAAAGUAUUAAGAAGAGCAAGGAAGCUCUCACUGUUGUAUGUUAUUUUAGUUGAAAAAAAUGGCCAGUAAAUCAUUUUUGCUAAUAAUGAAUGUCACAGAAGAAUGUAAUUUCUUUUAUAUUAUCACCAACUAUGGAAAAAAUAGUGGCAUUUGGGUCAUUUAAUGAUGUUUUUCAUUUUUGUUUAUGUGGUUAAUUUUAAAAUACUCAUUUAUUUUAAAACACAAAGUAUCUAUCUAUACAUAAUGAAGAGUUCUAAUUAUCAUUAAGCUCAGAUUUGUCAUUAGUAGUCAGAUAUAAUAGAACUGGUGGAAGAAGCAAGUAAAAAAUACACAAGUGGUCAAACAGCUGCGAGUGCAGAAAGACUGCACAAUUCUGUGACGCUGUAAGCUGAAGUAGCAUUUCCUAAAUGUCACUCUGGCACCUGGAAGCAGUCAGCCCAAUCUUCCACCACUUCUCUAUCCACCUGACUGAAUAUGCUUCAGCUAAACAACCACUGAAUGAAACUUGUAAUAACCCAAAAGCAGUACAGAGAUGCCUGGGUGGGCUUCUCUGUGGCAGAAAAUGAAUGGACUCUUCAGGACUAGAAAGAGUGCUUCCUCUGUUCCAGCCUCUUGUAGAACCUUAUCAAAUUCAUUUCUUCUUGACUGUUUAGACGGUGAUAACAAUUCCCCUUCUCCUUUCUGUAGCAGAAGUGGGCAGUUUUAAAACAAAACCCGCCAGAAACAGGCUGUCUCUGGCUGUUCACUUGAGGUGUAAUUCCUUACUGAAAAAAACUAUUCAGCUCUAAUGUGUUUUUUUUCUUUCAACGCUGGAACAGAAACUACAGCCCUGUACAAUGCUAGGUAAAAAAACGUGCCCUUCUAACCAUGGUGGUCUGUGUUCUUAAAAAGUCUAUUUUCCUACUUGUUAUUACAGCCUUUUUUUAUUGCAAGAUUAAUUUGAGAAUGGGGAUACUUCUUGUUUCUUUAUUAUGGUUCUUUUUUUGUUUAUUUUAUUUUGUUUUGUUUGUUUGUUUUGCAGUGCAAAGCAUAAAAGCUUUAAUUUUAGUGUUAGUGGAUACAAUAUUGCACUACCUGCUAUACAUACUUGUUGAGUAUGGCCUGCUUCAAACACCUUUGAUUUUGCUGAGCUUUAUUUCACACCUUUAUCUUGCUGUCUAAUGAUAUAAAGGCACAGCCGUUCUCUGUGCUCCUAAAACAAGAAAGGUAACCGCAUGAACAUCUAAAUUUCUGUCUGUAUAAGGGAACGUUUGGUCUGAUAUCCCUAACAACUCGCUCUGAUUUAAGCUUCGUCGGAGCUUACGCACUCUUCAGGUUAUGACUACAUGAGACAGCAUAGUAGAACCAUAACCUAGAUUAGGCACUUAAAAUACCUGGAAUCUUUUUCAGUGUUUUGUGUUAUUUGUUGUUUUUUGUUGUUCUUUGGUUGUUUGUUUUUGCUGUCAUGGAAUAGCUUUACUGCACAGCAUGGUAUGUUGGCUUGCAUAUGCCACUCUAAAGCAGCUGCACUGCUUGCUCAUUUAGAGCUAGCUCAGGUAACUUCACACAGCAUCACUCUGUGCCAUAUGUUUGCUGAGUUACACUCCUUGUUUCCAUUGUGUUCAAUCAUGGCUAAGGCUUUUGGAUUAGAGAUUUAAGGAUUGAGAUUUCAUAGUCCAUCAGGGUGUCACAAAAGUUUUGUUUUUCACAUGUCCCUAUAACCUACAUAGUAGCACACUUUCUUUGCAAAUACAGCCUGCAGUUCUUUAACUCGGAUUCCUGAUUCAGGGAACAUUUUUCCUCAUGAAUUUUGACAUGAAUUUAAUUAAUUGACCAAAUUUUACAUUCCAAAACCAAAGAUCUGUGAGAGACAUGUUUUAAUCCUCCAGUUGCUGUCUGAAACUAUUCUUAAGGAGUUGCAUGGUUUGCAGCUUUGGCUUUCCUGCAGGAAUGUAUUCUGGGACAGAGAAAGAUGAUGCAGCCUUGUAUACUAUGUAUGUUCAUGCUAUAGUACUUUGCUUCCAGAGCUAUGAAUUAUAUCAACACUUCUAUUUUAGUGAUAGUCUAAGCUGUGCCUGACUUUAUUGCUAUUUUGUGGUAGUAUUAAGAAUGUGAUUCAGUGUUUGUUUUAAAGAUUUGGAGAGAGGGAGGUGAUGAUUAUUUGCAAACUAGGAGUACAGAAAAAAAGCUUUAACAGUCUCACCAAACUGCUGGUGCCCCAAUUACAAAGGGACUCUCUAGAAUAUCUGAUGGGAAUAACUUUUGGAUUUGAAUAUUGGCAUGUUGUGAGAGUUUGGCUCUUGCUAAAUUCCAGCACAAGGCAGGAAUUCAGCUUCUUGAUUAUCGCUUUUCUGAUGUCUGGUAGCCAGGCACUACCCAGACUUAGAGAAUCGAUGUUCCAGAAUUGCAGCUUGGGGAGGAGCUCUGCCCAAGUAGUAGUGUCAUGGGCUUCCUGCAGCUGGUAUGAACGUUGCUGGUGACAAACCUGAAUUUGGUUAGAGGGAGCCAGUAGAAGAACUGAUACAGCCAUGUAACAAACAAACUGGAAGGUAGUUUCAAAAGUAGCAUUGAAUGUAAAAAUUCUGUAAUGCCAGAAAAAAACUUCCUUUGAGGUAGACCCAGGACUUUCCAUGGGAGGUAGUUUAUGGAAGGAGUCUGGUUUUAGGAGAUACGGAGGAUGUAGUAGUCAGACUUCUCUGAAGCAAUUUUGGAGAAGGAUCCUGCUGUGAAGUAUUUAUUAGCCCCCAGUAUUCUUUGACUGCAUGGAGAUUGUAGAGAUGCUUGGUGCAGUAGGAGAAUAUCAGUAGGUGACAGCAGUUACUGCUGAGACUUGUAACGCUGCACCAAUGCCUGCAUAUAGUCUGAUUCCUUGUACUCCACUGCAUAUGUGGUCUGAAGCAAGCCAGGUCAUUGGUUCAGACCCUUACAGUCUCUGUUAGAGGCUGUAUUUGGUGUGUGUGACUGCACCUCCAGCAUAGUUUCCACCAAGGAAGAGAAACUUCCUUGUUGUAUACCAAAACCACACUGCAAGCAGAAGCAGUGUUCAAUUAGUGGUGUGUAAGCAUCACUACUGUCUCAAAAACAAACAAACAAACAAAAAACCUAAUGGAAGACAUGACUUACACUAUUCCCCCUCCAUACUCAUAUGCGUAGAAGACAAAUCAAAGCAACAUCUUUUCUCCUCCUUCUUUAAAAAAAAAAAAAAAAAAUUAAAUAAAUAAAAAUUAAAACUUAAUAAAAAUAAGGCAACCACUCACUAUGGGGAUAAGACUAAGUAGAAGAAAACAUCAGGAUAAUUUUCAGUCAGCAUAAAUUGACAUUUUGCUACUGACAUAAGAUGGAGCCUCUGGAAAAAUGUACAUACAGCUGUUUCCAGAUGUCAGUCACCAUUAGUUCUCUCGACAGACUGUGUAUGGGAUCUUUAUUUUUGAUGUGUCUUUGUGUUCAAUGUCAGCACACCAUUCAGACAGAAAAAAAUAAGGGUAAUUUGUGAAAAGCUUGCUUGUUGGGGCAAUAUGCUUAACGUGUUCUAUGUUCAGAUGAGCACUUAGUAAUUAUAAAUGGAGUGUAUUUGAAUUAUAUGUUGAUCUCAUUGUGUCACUUCAGGUUUUGAUUAUUAAUGAAAUGCGAGUAAGUAUCGCUUAUGCAUUAUGCAGCGUUAUUUGAAUUAUUCAUGUGUGGCAAGUGGAGUUCUGCACUUUAAAAUGUUGGCUUGACCUAGUGUUUAUAUUUAGUCUGUGUUUUUAUGCAAUCAGAAAGCUUUAUGGGGAAAAAAGUAUAUUUGUUCUUUGUACUGAGCAUUUUCAUUAUUGUAAGUGGAAAUUAUUUCAAAAAGAGAUGUUAAAAUGACCCUGCUUAUAAGUCUGUACCUGAUUAUACACUCAUGAAUGGAACAACUAUAAUGGUUUUAUAAAAUCUGACAUGAAUAGCAAUGUUAUGCUUAAAAAAAAUAUUUACAGAGGAAUAAUUUUUAUUCUAAUUAUGAUUAUGCAAUGCUGAUUAGAAAAAUUAGUCAGUCUUGCUAUAUAUCUGCAAGUCUACUGAGCAAAGACUGUAACUCUUCUCGAUUAUACUUUUAAGAAGAGUAUGCAUGCUUUGAAAAACAAAAUGCCUAAAUUCUUUCAGAGAAUAUCUCAGUUUUAAUAUGAAAUUAUAUUAGCAGUAGUACUCAGAGAAAUCUUUAAAAUUUUUUCCAGCAUUUCCAUGAACAAUCUGUAACAGACAAUAAGUUGGGCAGCUUUUAAAAAUAAUACUGGAUUGAUAUAAAUAAGUAGUCUUGCAUUAUGUGCAGUCCUGUGCUUAGCAUUGAGCAACUUAUCUCUAAGGAGAUUGUGCACAAGUGGAAGGAAUUCAAGAAAACUCAAGGCACAUGGGAAAUUUGAGAAAUGACUGGGAAAAAAUAUAACUUGAAAAGGCAGCAGAAUGCAAAAUAAUACCAAAUAGAAAAAGCUAGAUCAGAGAAAGUUGUUAACAGUACAUGUUAAUGAAGUUUUAGGGAAAUGCUAAGGAAAGAAGAAAUUUUUUCAGGCACAGUUCUGUUAAAUCACAGAGUUGAUUUCUUCAGAAAGUCAUCAAGGAACAGGAACAGAUCAGAUUUCCAAAGGGAGCCAGUUAUUUAUAUGCUAAAAUAUUAAGAGCCCCAAAUUACCAUGGCUAAUUGUAACGCUGUUCCUCUCUACUUCAAGAUUUAAACUAAAGCUACUUGCAACAACUCCAGAAGAAACCUAAUACAAUAUUAUGUUUUAUCUUCAUGUUUCCUAUGAAACAUGAAGACAUCUGGCAUUCGGCACUACUAAAGUAUCUGACCUUAGGGGGAGCACCAGUGGGAGCACCUCAUGCAACAUCCCCUGUCACACGCCUCAUGGUGCAAUGAUGACAGGAGUUCAACAGCACAGGAAUACAAGCCUCUGGUAUGACUGGAGUCCCUGCAAGUAAGCUGAUUCAAUUAUCAGGCUGUUUUGAAGUUCAGAACACACAGAGAGUGCAGCACAUUUUAAAUUGCACAAUCAGCUUGAAGUGUCAGUUCACUACCUAACAGUGAUCUCACAUGUACUAGAAACUUUGUCCUAAAGUUUAUUUUUGAGCCCUGUUAAUAUGUGUAAAACAACUCCUGCUUAUUUCAACAGAGAAGCCAGCAAAUGACAUCUGCUGGGCUCUCUUUACAAAAUAGAAAACAGCAACAAAAACAGUUCUUAGGGAACCAAAAGGGUAUCAGCAACAAUCUGUUGUGUAAGGUUAAAAAAACAGUUAUUUUCCUCGAAAGUCUGAACAGUGCUUUUAGAGGAUAUUUUCCAGGAAAUUUCAAUAAAAAACUUUUUUUUCUUGGAAAGUGUCCUAAGCUGGAGAGGUGUGUUUCAACCCCUGUGACUUCUGCAGUGGCAGUGAUCUGUGCAGAAGUGAAUGCAGCAAUUAUGCCUGGAGUCAUCCUUUCUCCCUGCUCACGACUUAGACUUGUUUAUUUGGUUUGUGAUUUCUCACAGACUUUAUUUUGAUUGGAAAAUAUCUAUGAUGAAUGAGUGCAGUUGGGCUUGAAAGGCAAUCUCAUAGCCACCCACCUAAUACUUAACUUAGAAGAUCUGUCCAUAAGAAAAGUAUUAUUUAUUACACUUACGCAGUUUGUGGGCUCAGUGUUUUGGCUUAAUGGCUUGAGUCAGCUGGUAACAAACACAGCCAAGACCAGAAUGUAAACUGUGAGCAGCUGACAUAAACAGAAAUAUAUUUUACCUUGGUCUGCACUUGAGCCACUGAAAGCCUUGCUUAGCCACAAGCGCCUAGGCACCUUCGAAUACAAAACUGGGCCUUCAGUAGAAGGGACCAAUGUUUCUGUUAACUAAGCUUUUCAUUUCUGUAUCUGGCUGA
Molecule: messenger RNA, 7568 nt
Organism: Phasianus colchicus (ring-necked pheasant)
Lineage: Eukaryota; Metazoa; Chordata; Aves; Galliformes; Phasianidae
Gene: GDA
Product: guanine deaminase
Biological process (GO): guanine catabolic process
Cellular component (GO): cytosol
Molecular function (GO): guanine deaminase activity; zinc ion binding
Source: RefSeq, a predicted model, not a curated record